UCUCCCCCCUCUGCUUUUUCAUGUUCAGUGGAUUCUCCUCUCUGUGUCUCUGCCUCUUUUUCUCUAUUUUUUUUUCUCUCUAUUGUUCCCCACGUCACCAACUGUCACUCACUUUAUAAAGCCGUCUGGCUCGGAGCUUAAAUAUUGCACGGCAACUAAAACCCGCCAUCAGAGCCAAUUCAGUCAUAUCUGUUCAGUCGUGCGACAAGAUUGGGACUUUUAGUGUAGGGAAGGAGAGAGACAAAAGUUCACUCUUCACUGCAGAGUGCCAAGAGAGGAGGGGGACACAAUUCUUCGGUGGAACCUUUCCCAGUGACAGUAAGCAAUGGGUGACUGGAGUUUCUUGGGGAACAUUUUAGAGCAGGUGAAUGAGCAGUCCACUGUCAUCGGGAGAGUUUGGCUCACAGUGCUCUUCAUUUUCCGCAUCCUGAUCCUGGGAACAGCUGCUGAACUAGUAUGGGGAGAUGAACAGUCAGACUUUGUGUGCAACACUCAGCAACCUGGUUGUGAGAAUGUCUGCUAUGAUGCCUUCCCCAUCUCCCACAUCCGCUUCUGGGUGCUGCAGAUCAUUUUUGUCUCCACACCUUCGCUGGUGUACUUUGGGCAUGCGGUGCACCACGUCCGCAUGGAGGAGAAGAGGAAAGAGAAGGAGGAAGCUGAGAGGCGUCAGCAAGCUGAGGUGGAUGAAGAGAAGCUGCCCCUAGCUCCAAAUCAAAACAAGGGCAACAACCCGGAUGGGACCAAGAAGUUUCGCCUGGAGGGGACCCUCCUGAGAACCUACAUCUUCCACAUCAUUUUCAAAACUCUCUUUGAAGUGGGAUUCAUAGUUGGCCAGUAUUUCCUGUAUGGCUUCCGCAUUCUUCCCCUUUACCGCUGUGGGAGGUGGCCCUGUCCUAACCUCGUGGACUGUUUUGUCUCCAGGCCUACAGAGAAGACCAUCUUUAUUAUGUUCAUGCUCGUGGUUGCUUCUGUGUCCCUCUUCCUCAACCUGGUGGAGAUCAGUCACUUGAUCCUGAAAAGGAUCCGGAGGGCUCUGAGAAGACCAGCAGAGGAGCCAAUGGGGGAGGUGCCAGAGAAACCCCUCCAUGCUAUUGCAGUGUCCUCCAUCCCAAAGGCCAAAGGCUACAAGCUGCUAGAAGAAGAAAAGCCAGUGUCCCACUAUUUCCCUCUCACGGAAGUAGGGGUUGAGCCCAGUCCUCUUCCAUCAGCCUUCAAUGAGUUUGAGGAGAAGAUUGGGAUGGGGCCAUUGGAAGAUCUCUCCAGGGCAUUUGAUGAGAGGUUACCAUCAUACACACAAGCGAAGGAACCGGAAGAGGAGAAGGUCAGAGCAGAGGAAGAAGAGGAACUAGAAGAGGAGCAGCCAGCACCUCAGGAAGAGCCAGGGGUGAAGAAAGCAGAGGAGGAGGCAGUGAGCGAUGAAGUGGAAGGGCCUUCAGCACCUGCAGAACUUGCCACUGAUGUGAGAUCCCUCAGCAGGCUAAGUAAAGCCAGCAGCCGGGCCAGGUCAGACGAUUUGACUGUAUGAGGAUGCAGGAUACGAGGAGAAUAUGAAAAGGAAAAGAAAAAAAAGAAAAGGAAAGAGAAAGAAUCAGAAGAAUUUUAAGCAAAGUGCUAAAGUGAUCGUUUAAGUAUUAUUUCAUCUUGAGAUUCUCGACUGGAAAGGUACUAUUGUGGUAACUGUGCCUUAUUUACCCUAUAUGUCCAUUUGAAAAGGAACAUUUUCCGUUUCCACAUGCCAGCUCAUUUCUUACAGUAAUAUCUACAUUGUCCACAUAACUGAUGUGUUUUAAAACCUAAUGUGGCAGUGAAACCCAAAUGUCACCACUGUGAAUGUACUUACUGGAAGCUUUGUGUUCCACAUUUCUUUAGGAACGUGAGGAGGAUCUGUCUCAUGAGCCAUCUAAGGGGAAGGCUCAUAAACAACAGUAUCUAGUAUUUCUUUUUCUGUUGUCACCUAUGGCAUGCUGAGCAGAUCUCCCCUUCACUGUGUUUAGCAUUGCCACACUAAAACAGUAAGCACUAUUUCCCCUCUUUAUUGAGAAAGCAAAGACCAAAAAUAUCUAUGAUUUCUCUGUGAAUGUAAAUUUGAGUUAGGUAAAAAUACUUUAUUUUCCCUUCGUCAAAAAUAUUUUUGCUCUUUAAUUGACAUUGACAGUGGGCAAGGUUAACUCUAGCUCUCUUCUAGGACUUAGCAGAUGCUCACAGAUGGAUUAUUUGUUCCCAAGAGAGUUAUCCAGCUCCAAGCUGAGCACUUCAGAGCACUGGAAAGAAAAAAAUCAAGUGAUAUUUUUUACUUAUAAUCCUGUGACUUAAAGAUCUGAAACUCAAUUUAGCAAAGCAAGCAUGGAAGGGUUUCUGUGAAAGAAGGAACAGCUACAGUUCCCAGAGCAUGAAACCAAAUACGAGCCUUCACAGCAUGAUCCUGACAUGUGCUCAGUUCCUGGAGCCCCAAGACUUACAGGCACUCAGCAAAUCUCAGGUACAGCACCCUGAAGGCACCUGUGAAUCUAAACCACAGGUAACGAUGUGACUUUGAAACAAAACUGGUUGUUCAGGUUUGAAAAGUCUGAUAUGAUAAUUCUGACAUCCUUUGUUUUUAAUUUGACAGGCGGGAGCCAUCCAGUGGCCUACUUCGCUAUUAAAUGCCAAAGUCUCAAAGAAAACAAGGCCUUUCAAAAGAUCUUCUAGAGUAGGAGAGAAAGGUAGCAUCUUAGCUUAUAUCUUUUAGGUCUUUUGUGCCAACAGAUCUGUGCAGAACUCUCAGAGCCUCAGUAAAUCCUUUUAGUUACAAAAGGCAGAAAAACACAUGCUCGUUUAAACGUCUGUGGAUUUCAACCUUCAGGACUGCAGCAGCGCCUUUGGGCUGGGACAGUGCAGCUAUGCAUUUAAAGCUUCAGGUUAAUAGCUACGUCCCCUCUAAAACUGAGCCUUAUGCCAGAAAAGUGCAGGUAUGCACUCUCAUCUGCUCUGCUCUGCAAACCUCAGACCCUGCCAGCUCAGCGAAUUCUUUCUGCUGGGCUGCAGCCCGUUCCAUUGUUCCCAGGGCAGGCUCUAAUCCAGAUCAGGAAAAAAAACAGUCUUUGGCAUAAUGCGUAUAAGUCGUCCUGCCAUUAGCUAGAAAAGACCCCCUGCCAUCUCCCAUUGUAUCAGGGCUGACCCAAAGCCCAUUGAAAUUAGCUGGGUGUCUGAGAUAGAUGUCCUAGGCUUGGGCUCAUACCCUCAGUCCUGUUGUCCUACACCCCAGCCCAGGCAACCACAGGUACACCCAGCUCUGUCACUGAUUAACCUGCUUGGUAGACUUCAUGUGCCUUGUUUUGCAGCCUCCGUGGUCUGGCACAAAGUUGGCUGGACUUCACUGAUGCGUGAAGUAAGCUGUACAUAUGUAUAAAGUUUGUAGGGUGUGUUGGGAUUGCCACGUAUAUAUAUUUUUUACACUAUUAAUCCUUUUGCUCCUCUUGGGCCUGUGUAUUUUCCCACAGAUUGCAGCCUGUUAACAUAAUCUUUGCUCCCUUGACAAAGGCUGUUAGGGUUUUAAGAAACAAUUCCUUGUGAAGGAAGACUGGAAGGUACCUCCUCAGCUGUGAGAAAGAAUAUGACAAAGCAAGAUACGUGAAGGAAAAUGCGGAGGGAGAAUUUGGAGGUUACCAUCUACCCAUUCUCUCAAUAAAGAAACAGGAGAAGAGUAAGUAGCAAUGAAAGGCAGGUGGCAAAAGAAAAACAAGAAAAGAAGUCUUCAACAGGAAAACUCCAAUACUCCACUAGAACCCAAGAAAGAGCGAAGACCUAGAUGAAUAACAAACCCAGCAUGUUUAUACUAUAUGGGAUGUAUUACUUUUUUCCUUCACAGAGAAGACAUAGUAGAGUGUUAAUAGUUUGAAGCAUAGCAGAGUUCACUCGAACUGGAAAAAGCCUUCCCUGCAGGUGAAAAAAAUUAUCUGUAACUGUUCAGUGUGAGGUACCUUCCACCUUAUUGAGAGCAUCUGACCCUUCCACAUACCAAUGUACUGACCUAGAUGAACCACCUCCCAUCCUCGCUUACUACUAAUUACUCGACAAGUCCUUUGAGAAAGCAUUUUGAUGACCAUCCCCGCUCCUGAUCUCUGUGAUGCACACCUUCAUUAGAUCACUGGACUACUUAAAGAUAAAGAUUCUCACGAAUUUGAGGUCCGUGGUUCAUAAUAUGGAUGUCAGACAAUCCAGUCUUCAGUUUUAAGAUGUUGAGUACGUCAUUCUUUUUCACUGGAGUAGAAUACAGUAGAGUACAGUACAUGCAACAUCCUGAACAGACGCUAUGUUGUUCCUUCACUGCUGCUGCAGGAAAGCUCAUUUCUUCCUCCAGGUCAUGACAGUGCAAUGAAUGAAGUUAAUGUUUUCCUCCUGCAUCCUGUCAACUGCUUGCUGAUUUUUUUUCAAGCCGGUUUUCAAGUACCCUGCCAAGCUGCUAAAGCCUCCAAGUAUGAGCCAUGGCACCAAGGCAGCGCUUUUCAGCUAACUGGGCAGGGAGCUUACAGUCAGGUUAUAUGGUAUUCAGCCUCAUCUCUGCAGUGAAGUCACUGUUGGGACCAUCAGCAAGUCAUUCUUCCCUCUUGUACAAUUGGGAAUCAUUUUCUACCUCACAAAGACUAUGUGAGGCUCAAUAUAUUUUGUUAGUAGUAGGAUGGGAGGUCCUGGGAAGGAAGGCCCUACAGAUGAGCAAAGGAUUAUUUCUGUAUGUGAUUCUGAAAUGUGUUUUAUUCCCCCCUCAGUGAGACAAAUUUAAUCAUUUAUUCAGGAAAUUCCUAAUGAAGUUACAUAACAGCCUCAGAGCUGUGGAUUCAGUGUAUUUAAUUAAAACAAACAAUCAAAACACACAUAUAAAAAUAAAUGUAAAGAACAAGGAAAAUUAUCUUGGGAAGUGGACACUGGACAAUUAGAGCCAUGCUUGGAUCAUUUAAAGGUGUGUAGUACUCCCUUGGCUCCCUGUGCUAAUAAAUGAUUAACUGAUCACAUGGCUCUCUGCAAGGAGCUUAGGGUGCAAGUGUCAAAUUCACCAAAGGAAGUUAGAAGAGAAAGGUAGUGUCUUAGCUGAUAUUAGCAUGUGGGAGUUGGUGUUCUCUAGUGUCUAGAGCAGUGGACCUAGGAUAAUGAUCUUAGAUUUAUUUCCAGCUCUGAUACUGACUUGCUGUGAUAAUCACUUUACCUCUUGGUACCUGGUUUUUUUUUUCCCACCUGUAAAAUGGGUGUAAGAAUUUCCACCUACCUCACAGGGAUGUUGUGAGGCUUCCUUAAUUCUGUUUGUAAAGAAAGUAGGAAUGAUCUGAUGAAAAGCACUGCUGAAAUGCA
This is a messenger RNA of Coturnix japonica (Japanese quail), 5322 nucleotides long. The record is from RefSeq and is a predicted model, not a curated record. Lineage: Eukaryota; Metazoa; Chordata; Aves; Galliformes; Phasianidae.